AUGAAGAUUUUCGAUGCCACCAUCACCGGUGACCAUGAGUACGAAUCCUUCGACAAGGCACUUUGGAAGAGUUUUCUAAACCUGAACAACGCGUACGCGGAGGUGAUUACCACGCACGGCGAUGAGAACACGCUUGUUUGGAUCCACGACUACGAGCUCGUGAUGGUCCCCCGCUUCGUCUAUCACCGCAAUCCAGACUUCACCACUGGUCUUUUUCUUCAUUGUGCGUUUCCUAGCACCGAGGUGAUGAGCUGUUUGCCCGUCCGAGAGGACAUCCUCCAGGGCAUGCUGAGCAGCAGGCUGGUGACCUUCCAGACCUUUGACUACUUGAGGCACUUCAUGUCCUGCUGCUCCUCGGUGCUGGGAACCCGCCACUCCUUUCAGAAGGGUGGCAUCCUGCAGGUGGACUGGUUGCAACUGCCAACGAUCAUCCAAGACCCUGGGCGGAAGCAGGAACUGCGGCCACUUCUCCAGGCGGCCGUGGACACGUUGGAUGUGCCACUUUCGACUCUCUGCGGUGCAGUUGACUUCUGCGUCUUGGGCGUUUUUGUGCUGCAGGUUCAGGCGAUAUUUGGUCUGACCCUUGCCGCAGCCUUGGGCCGCGAGGAACUGCAAGCCCUGAUGAAACGAAGUGUUGAAGACAUGGUGCCGGUUCUGAGCAGGUACCUUCCUCAACAGCAGACAACACUGCAAAGUGAGUUUGGUGCCGAACGAGGAGCUGACACACUGCCCAAGGUUGCCAUGCAACUGCUGGGCCGGCUUCUUCACUCUCUCGCAGACCUGCCCACACAGGAGCAGUUCUCCUUCGGGAAGAACUGGAAGCAAUUCAUCGAGAAAGGCCGCCUUUCCGCCGCUGGGCUGCUCAGCUCCGUGCGGGAGCUCCGGCGCUGCGCGGGCGGCUUUGGCUUCGAGAAACUGAAGGUCUUGGACUUGGGCUGCGGUUCCGGACUCAGCUCCUUGGCUUUCCGACUGCUGGGAGCCGAGUCCGUCCUCUCCGCAGAUCUCCAGCCGGCGUCUCUGGAGGCGGCCCGGCAGCUCCGACAGCUCUUCGACGGAGACGGAGGAGGGGAGUGGCGGCUCCUUCCUUUGUCGGUUUUGGAUGCACGGUCCUUAGCUGGCCUGGGAGAAGUCGACGUCGUUUAUUCCUGGGGCGUCCUGCAUCAUACAGGUGAUGUCUGGCAGGCCCUCCACAACGCUCAACUGCCCUUGGCUGAUGACGGCCUGCUUUUGGCAGCUGUAUAUGCAGAAGAGUUCUACGAUGAGCAGGAUCACAUCCUGCUGAUGAAGCAGUUUUACCAGAAUGCAACUGCUCGCCAGCAGCAGGAUCUCGAGAUUGCGAUAGGUCUGGAGUGGCUCCGCCCAUUACUGCGGGACGGCCGAAGCCCCUUUGAAGUAAUACGGAGUUUUUCCCAGAUGAGAGGCAUGGACUUCUGGACUGAUGUUCGGGACUGGUUGGGGGGCUGGCCCAUGGAGUUCGUGAGCUCCUCCGCGGUGCUUGCCUUCGCCCGCCGCGCAGGCCUCCGUUGCAUUGGCCUGCGCCGCAAUGGUGGAAACACCGAGUUCGCCCUGACGCGGCCCGGCCGCGGUGUCGAGAGGUGGACUCAAGGACGCCGCUGCGAGCACCUGCCUGGCUUUCAAGAGGAUAAAGACGGAAGCUUCUUUGCAGUCCAGGAGUAUUUUUACUUCCGAUCCGACAAUGUCUCUCCGAGAAGCUGGUGGUUUUGCAGGUUGCCCAAGUGGAUGCAUGAGUAUGCCGAUGGGCAAAAGGAACCUCAACAGAGCCGUCUCUUGCUUUUGACCCAGGACGGAGAACCUUUCGGUUAUCCAAGUGCCCAGUUCGCCCGCCCGGAUAGCCUGGCGGAUCCGCGGUUGUCCUUCCAUGCCUUUUGGGAGGGUGUUGCCUACGUGUCUCCAGGGCAUACCCAGACGGACCUGACUGGGCUUCGAGCCUGUGUGCUGCCACCAGCCGAGCUCUCUGCCCAAGAAGAGGCAAAUAUUGAGGUUGAGCACGAGAAUCGGAGCGUGGUGGUCUUUGCUGAUCACUUCACCGUCCCCUACAAUCAUCUAAUCAAGAAGAUCUCUGACGAGAAGGUUGUUGAGCGAGCGGCUUCCAUCCGGAACCAGUUCAAGGGCAAAACAAUCAUCGGUGCCUAUGACCGAUUCGACUGCUUCAGCGGGCUAACGCUCAAGCUGCGCACUUUCCACCGUUUUUUGCAGGAGUAUCGCUCGCACAGGCGGAGUGUGGUUCUUGUGCAGUACAUUCGCGGGCGUGCCACGGACUCGAAACGGAAGGGCAUGGUGAGCAUUGAAGAGCUUCGGCAGAUGGCGGACGCCACCAACAAAGCCUUCGGUGUGGAAGGGGAGCCGCCACUGGUCACUAUCGUUGUGGAGGCGACAGACAUUCUGCUGGACACCUCCACGAACGAUGGCUUGAACCUCAUUCCAUUCAACUUCUAUGCGGCACACUCGCAGGACCAGAAAGGCGUGGCGUUGAUCUCCGAGUUCUGCGGCUGCUCCUCCGUGUUAACAGGUGCCUUCAAGAUCAAUCCUUGGAACACCGGUGCUGUCCUUACCGCCCUGGACCAGGCGAUCAGUAUCACUCCGGAGGACCAGGCCUUGCGAUUCACCAAGGACCACUCCUACGUCUCUUCGCAGACGCUUGUUCAGUGGGUCCACAAGAAUCUGUCUGAACUGAAGGUCACCAGGAAUAGCAGAGAGCUGACGUACCGCGCAUCAAUGGCAGGUCCUGUGCACCUGCCUGCGGAGGAAGUCGCAGCCGCUUACAAUGCCGCGAAGAAGCGAGCAAUCUUCCUUGACAACGAGGGGACUAUUGCAGCCAAGCAGAAGUGGCAAAUUGAGUCGACCACAAUGGUGGCAUUGCAGAAGCAAGGACAGCCUCCGGACCCAUACGUCGUCGACCUGCUGCAGACCUUGGUCAACGAUCGUGGGAACACCGUUGUUGUCCUGUCGGGUCGCAACAAGCAGGUCAUGGAGGAGUGGUUUGGAUCUGUUGACGGCCUCGGCCUCUUCGCCGAGCAUGGCUUUCACCGGCUCCUUCCGCGCACGCUCCGAGAGGCACAGCAGCAGGACGGAAGCGAGCGAGGAUGGAAGCUGCUGAAAGCACAAGAAGCCCUGGACCCAACCAUAUUGACAGUGAGCUCACCGCCCCAAAUUGGCAGCACGCACGAGGAUCUCUGCAUUGAGCUCAUGAAGCAAUAUGUGCAGCGCAUCCAGGGCAGCGUCCUGGAAGCAAAGGCAUGUGCCAUUUCCUGGAACUACCGUGAGGUCGGUGCCACGGGAGUCAUCGACGAUGUGGCUCUUGAGCUGGGGAGGCGGUCGCUCCGCGACACUCUGCCACAAAGGUUCUUGGAUCCAGAGGUGAAGGUCAUCAUGGGCAAGGGCUACGUGGAAGUGAAACGUGCAGACGUCGACAAGGGCCGAGCCGUCAUUCAGACCUUGGAAGAGCUGGGCAGCGUUGACUUCGUCCUCAGCAUUGGUGACGAUCGAUCCGAUGAGGAUAUGUUCGGGGCGAUUUCGGACUACUUCAAGCGGAACGGGGACGCCUCUGCCGCGCUCUCCGCCAACCCAUCGCAGAGCUCGCUCAGACGAGUCGGCGCCGGCGCUUCGUCGAUGGCCUCUUCGCUCGACGGUCUAGCCCCAUCGCCCAACGAUUCACCCAAUCUCUCACCAAAGGACAAGAAGGCCGUUCGCUCCGUGAACUUUUGUGACAAGGGGGCAAGGCAUUUCUGUGCAGACGUGGACGAAGUCACACAGCUUCUGAAGAAGACCAACCAGGCUGAGAUGAACGACUUCAGGUCCAUCGUGGGAAGAAUUACUGUUUCACGAGCGGGCAUUGAAGAAGCGAACAGGAGUACGAAGGCCAACAGGACCAAGACGAUCACGAAGACUCUCAAGACGAGCGCCCAGAUGCUCCUGGUUUCGUCUUGCAGCAUCUCUUCUAGUUGUACAACAGAUGGCCUGCCCAUCUGCUCCGAAAUUGAAGAGGCAAAGCAGACCUUCAUGACAGCGAAAACCGCCGUCUUUCAAGGGACAGCACUUUGUCUCUUGGCACUGAGGAAGGGCAGGAAGGAUGCCUUCGAGCCAUGUCAGGAGCGAGUUUCGGCCUGUGGCCCUCAGGACGGUCCGCUUCGUUCGCUGCAGGGAGGCCCGAAAGCCGACGAGCUUCAUCCACACAGGCUGGCGGCGCUGAUCCGCAGGCUCCAGCAUGGGCGCAGCCACUCGUGGUCGGCCAGGGCGGCAGUUCUGUCUGCACCUCGAUCUGCUUCCGUGCUUUGGACAGCGUUCAGCGGAUUUCGGGACCGAAUGAGGUGCACGCUCGGCGUGAAUGUCCGCGAAAAGAACCGCUCUCGGUUAGUUCUCAAGGCGACGGAUGCUCGGAGCGAGGUGCUUCGCUCUGAAGAUCUAAAGCGACUCCUGGCGGAGGUCUACGACUCCAAGGACACCAGGUGGGUUCUCCAGCGACUGCAAGAGCAGCCGGUGCAGAACAACACCAUGGUGGCCUUCAAGACCUUAGUAGUCCUUCACCGCAUCCUUCAAUGUUCGCCACCGCAGGCCGCAGAUCUGACAAGGUCCAGCACUUUGCUGGCGUCCAUCGUCGCAGCUUGGAGCCAGGCAGCUAGCGACGGACACGGCACACAGGCGUUCCACGGCAUCCAGGUGGUGAUCGACUAUGCACAGAUGCUCCAAAGUAAGCUAGAGCUCAUGAACAAAGAUUCUGGCUGCGGCUACUUCACGGGAAAUUUCUGCUUCAGCCGUAGCAUGGCCGAACCUUGCGACCUCCUGCAGGCCUUGGCGCUUUUGCUGUCGCUGGCGGAGAAGCUGAUGCCCCUGGCGCUCGAGCUCACGCAGGAGCAGGAUUGGAUCUCCCCAGAGCAGUCACCCUUCGGCCGUCUGUACCUUGGAGCCGUCCCAACGUUGCUGGACGAGGCAUGGCAGCUUCUAUGUGCAGUCUCGGUUUUCGUGCGUGACUUGCUGUGGCAGGUCCAUGCUGCCGCGAAGUUUCUUUGCACCAGGGAGGAGCCACGUCAACGCCAAAACCCUGGACCUCCUUGGCUGGAGCUCGCAAUGCACCUCCUGCAAGCCCAGCCUCGCUUUGUGCGAUUCCACAGCGCCAUGUGCGACUUUGUGGCCCUCUGCCACCAAUUGCGAUGUGCAGGCUACGCCGAGCUCGCCCCGCCUUACAGUAUCCCUGCGGUGCCCCAGGCUUUGCUGAACCUCUUCGCAGACUUCGAAGAGCUCGUAAAGGGCCACUGUGCUGAGCGGGGAACUCCGCUGACCGAAGCGCCGAAGCCAACGAAGAUCGCAUCCUCAAGGAGCUCGAGCAAGUCCUCCGAAGCUUCCAAGGCAACAGGCAGCACAGACAACAUCAGCACCGUAUCUACUGCUGCCGGCAGCACCGUCGCUCCUGAAACAGGUGGCUCGACCUGGUAUCCGUCUGCGCGUGUCAUGGACGCCCUCCGAACCGUGGAUAGCCUCCAGCGGUCACCGUUGCUAGCUGAAGAGGAAAGCACAGGCGAGGAUCCGAAGGAUCACGGCUAUGAUCUCCUUGACAGCAGCAGUGGCGAGCAGCCGGCCCUCGUGCAGGAAAAGCUGCAUACACCGGUCGAGCCAUCGAGUGAGGUCGCAGAGGCUGCACCCGGACAAUGCGGUAAUGGAGGGCCGACCACUCCGCUGCUGAAAGCAAGCUUGAUCUUCGAGGAUCCGAAGUUGCCCAGCUGGGCAGCAGCUAUUUGCAGGCCCAGGGUUUCCUUUACCUUCUCCCACAGCACCUCUGAGCGAGAACCAAUCGAGUGGAACAUGCCCACGUGA
Molecule: messenger RNA, 5829 nt
Organism: Symbiodinium necroappetens
Lineage: Eukaryota; Dinophyceae; Suessiales; Symbiodiniaceae
Source: the annotation of a GenBank genome assembly